AUGGCCCGCUGGCAUAUCUGGUUCCUCGAGCUCCUCCUCGUACCGGCGGCACACGUCCUCGUCGCUCCCUACACCAAGGUCGAGGAGAGCUUCACCCUUCACGCCGCUCACGACGUGCUUCGCUACGGCCUCUCUCCGGCCAACUGGGAAAGAUGGGACCACAGGACGUUCCCCGGCGCGGUCCCGCGUUCUUUCCUUCCCCCAAUUAUUCUUGGAUUACUCUCCUAUCCCAGCGCUGUCAUUGCGAGUGCGACAGGAAUCGUGACUACCUCGCUCGGAAUCCAGAUCAUCAUCCGCCUCACCUUGGUAGCAUGCUUCGCAGCCGCAUUCACCCACCUCGCGCGCACCCUCCAACGUCGCUUCAGCACAUCCACAGCCGACUGGUUCGUGGCUCUAACCCUCGCUCAAUUCCACAUUCCCUUCUACGCCGGCCGCACCUUGCCAAACUUCACCGCCCUUCCACUCGUCGUGCUAGCAUUCUCCCUCCUCCUUCGCGAUAGGCUAUGGUCCGGUAUCGCCCUCUUCACAGCGACUGCCACAGUAAUUCGGCUCGAAAUAGCUCUCCUCGCCAUCCCCACCGCACUCGCCCUCGUCAUCCAACGUCGCCUAUCCCUCCCCUCGGCCCUCAGCGCUGGAAUGGUCGGUGGAUUUGGAUCGCUCCUCGUCUCAGCCCCAUUAGAUUAUAUGCUCUGGGUCCCGACAUUACCCCAUCCCUCCCUCCCCGACUUCACGGCUUUACAUACAUUGUGGCCAGAACUAGCCGCCGCGCACUGGAACAUUGUCCAUGGCCACGCUGACGAAUGGGGCAUCAUGCCACCUACAUUCUACGCUAGCGCUUUAGUCAAGAUGCUCGCUGGUGCCGCCCCUCUAAUCCUCCUCGGCCUGGUUUGGGCCCUCCUCCUAGGAAUCACGGCGAAGACGGGACACGUGUUCGACAACGCAACCCUCCAACGUACCGUUGCCAGUGUAUCGCGUACCCUUGGUCCCGGAGUUGUGUCCCUCGUCGCCGUUCUAAGCAAUGUCGGACACAAGGAAUGGCGGUUUAUCGUGUACGCCAUUCCCGCACUCAAUAUCGUGGCUGCCGCGUGUGCCGCCGCCCUUGCGGCUCUUCCUACUCGCUCGUUAAGGAUGGUCGCGCGAUUGGGCUUGACUGGUCUGCUAGCAAUAACAGCCGCCUUCGCCCUCUUCUCGUCCUACGUCAGCACGCACAACUACCCUGGCGGCUGCGUCUGGCGCGCGCUUGAAGCGGCCCGCCUGCCCGAAGGUUCGGUAAUCCAUCUCCACAGCUACCCCCUCCAAACCGGUGCGAGCCUCUUCACUUUCCUCCGCUCCGACAUUACCUCCGCCGCAUUCCCACCACCCCAAGACGUUCAGUGGACAUACUCUAAAUCCGAAGACCCCGCCCUCCAAACUCCCCAGGGCGCGUGGCUGGGCGAUCUCGAGGCCGUGGUUACCGAACGGUGGCGCGAGUUUUCCGAGGCUGAGAUCGACGGGCAUCGGAUGUGGGCUCUUAUUGGGGGCUGUGAUGGCUUUGAUGGUGUUAGUAUGGGCAAGGGCGGGAUCGAGGUGCGUACGAGCCCCAAGAUCGGGUUGUUGCGCCGCCUCUAG
Cutaneotrichosporon cavernicola is the source of this 1608-nucleotide messenger RNA. RefSeq lists its product as uncharacterized. Gene Ontology annotation, molecular function: alpha-1,6-mannosyltransferase activity. The transcript is spliced from 2 exons. Gene Ontology annotation, cellular component: endoplasmic reticulum membrane. The coding region runs from base 1 to 1608 and encodes 535 amino acids. The record is from RefSeq and is a predicted model, not a curated record. Lineage: Eukaryota; Fungi; Basidiomycota; Tremellomycetes; Trichosporonales; Trichosporonaceae. Gene Ontology annotation, biological process: protein N-linked glycosylation.